UGUGUUGUUGAUGGCCGCGAUUUGACUUUAACCGAGGUAAAAUCAAGAGCUGGGUGGAUAAAUAAAGAUGACAGAGAUCAGUGUCGCAAUAUAGGAGGACACCAUGUGAUUGUGUCCCCGCAGUUACCAUCAGAAGUGUUUGAAAAACCAGAGGUGCAUUACAGUGUAUCCCUAUCUAGUGAUCUACUGAGUUAUCGAUGAAACAUAUGUGAAAGUGCUGCGAGCUUUUUGACUUCGUUUGGUUCCAUAACCGUCUCUGAUUUUUGAAGAAGGAAGGAAAAGGGUAUAGACAAACGACUUUGCUGCAUUUGACAUCUAAUUUGCACCAUGACCGUGUAAGGGAGACGUGCCCAAAUAGGACACAGAAAAGUGGGUCAUCGUAUAUAUUUAAUAAGGAAAUAUAGAUAGAGGACUACUCGUCUUAUCAGAUAGAUUUAUUGACUGUUCAAAUCACAAGAAUAAUCGUCAUGUGUAUAAUUCAGUUCUCUUGAUCGUGGCUGAAAAGGUCAUUGUGCAUUGUUGGAAUAUUUUCGAAAGGACUGACCGAAAAUCUCGAAUUUAGUUUUAUUAGCUUGUUUUAAUUAAGCAAGUUACUAUUGAAAAUAAAGCCUGGAUAUAUUGCGAUACCUGUAUGUAGACAGUGAUCAUAGUAUUGCAUUUUAAUUGGAUUUUAAUUCUGUAUUUGUGGUUUAGACUGGCUGCGUUUGAUUAUACUGUGCUCAAUGAAGGGAACUCAGUGAGUAUACGAAGAAUCGUUAUGUUGAAUCUAACUGCCAUAGAUAUGUCCACUGUAUGAAGCCAAAGCUGAAUUCUCAAUCCUAAUAUACAACAGGUGCCCCAUCAUAUUGUUCUGAAGCGGUUUUUGCCUUUGGAAAACGCAGUGUGUUACUCGCCAUUGCUGUGCAUCGAAGCUGAUUAUUGCUAGCCCGAGUUGAGUUGUGAUUUCCCAGGCUUGUUAAGAGCGUUCUAGUUGCAAAUCGUUUUGCACCCGAAUGGGUGUAGGUAUGUAGGUUAGCGGAACAUUAAAGUUCAAAUUCAUGCGUCAUCUGAAACACACGAGUGCAAUCUUUUGAUAAUAAAGGUGUUGAAGUAAAUGCGUGUCCGAAGUGAAGUCAGCAAAAUUUCUUUUAUUUUUCGUCAUCAGCAGAAUUCAAAGACAAUAUCACAAGAUUUUAUGGUCAGACUUGGAGCUGGAGUUCCAUGGAUAUUCAUUUGGUGGUUGCUACUGAAAACAUCGUGUGGAUUUUGUUGAUGGAUCGUUAUUAAGAAGGAGAUAAACAUGGAGAACUCGAGGGAUAUGUCAGUAUGGUACGUGAAGAGGAUUCUACUCAGCUGUUUCCUUUUAACGAAAGGUACAUUGGCAUAUUCGUUAACAAACCUAACAGCGACUUCACAUCCUGCUGUUUUUACCUCACAGAACUAUCCGGGUCUCUAUCCCACAUCAGUGGUCCAUUAUUGGUCUAUAAUGGCCCAGAAUAAAGGGGAUGUGGUGUCAGUCAGUGUGCUCGACUCAGAGAUAGAAUAUGGUAGAAACUGUCAACAUGAUUACGUCCGUAUUUAUGACGGUCCCUCCGAUUCUUAUUUACGUAUUGGAAUGUUUUGUGGUGGAAGUAAACCAGUUUUCAAAUCCACAGGAAGAACAAUUUACGUCAAAUUCAAAUCAGAUUCGUCCAAACCCUUUCGUGGUUUCAAAAUACAAUAUAAAAGUGUAUCAGCUCAACAAUCAGACGAAUUUACCUUCUCCACUAAAGCUGUGAUAUGUUCCGUUCUAGGCAUCUUAAGUACUUUUUUAUUGUUCGCCGCUGGAAAUUACUUCCUCCGAACAGCUCGCAAAUCCACAAGCUUCCGUCGUCCGUCCUUACGACGUCGCACACUAACGUCUGUAAUGUACAGUAUUUCGCAAUCAACCGGACAGACAAUAGUUUCGAUAGAAAACGGAACGAGAGUGCAGCGUUCUGCGACGGGUCUUAUCGUACCUGAUGACUCGACGUCUUCCAACGUUCCGGAAGACGCCACACCAAGUCUUCUGCCUCCGGAUUACGCAUCGGAAGCAAGCGACCGAAAUUCUCGAGGAUUUUCAAUGGUUUUGAACGUUCAUAAUUUACGUAUUGCGCCUCCGUCUUAUGAUUCGGUGCGGAGUGACGAGGAUGAUUCCAGUACAGUGCUAGGUGAAGCUCCGCCUGCUUAUGAAGAGAGUACAGAAGAGCGAGCGCGAAUCCAUCGAAGUAUGUCUUUGCCAUCGUAGACAAGCACUUAUUCAGUGAUACCUUUGAUAACGACGUCGGCUACGAACAAAUCCAUUAUGUGCAUACAUACAUUGUGUUUUAAUUACCAGCGACCAUUACUAGACCCAUUUCAAGGAUUCAUUAUUGUGCAGUGCCCACGGAGGAACAACCACUUGCGCUAUAUCCACUGGAUUGGUUACUUAUUUUAGGACUUGUAUUCGCUACAAUCACAAAUUCAGUGUCAUAAGAGCCUUUAAUAAGUGUGCAGUUGUGUACAAACUGUUACUGCACUGAUCUCAUUUGUCCUGGGCUUUGAUUUGUCAGAGCGUGUUUGGUAUCAUCUUCACAAUGCCUAACUAUUACGAAGUUCGUAAUAGCUUGACAUGGUUCAAUAGUGUAAAGACUGCAUCAUCAGAAAAACUCUAUUUAAAUUGGUUUUUGAACCAAGAGCUCAAAGCAAUUACAUGUUAAUCAUGUAUUAUAUACGUUGAUGAAUUGAUGUUGGAUAGUAAGUGAAAAAGUGAAGUGAAACGGAGUUGUAGAGUAAUUUGUGAUGACGGGAAGUAACGCCAUUAAAAGAAUGAAAAAUUUUCAAGGAAAUGGGACGUAACUCUAAUGAGAACCCAGACAUUAAAUGCCAUAGUCCUAAUAUACAAUUUUAUUCACAAAUUUUUACUUUUUACUACGCAAAUUAUAUAUUUUACCCUUUAUUAAAACAUUUUUUAUAUCGAAA
Lottia gigantea (owl limpet) is the source of this 2958-nucleotide messenger RNA. RefSeq lists its product as hypothetical. The transcript has 7 exons. NCBI's taxonomy places the organism in Eukaryota, Metazoa, Mollusca, Gastropoda, Lottiidae. The coding region runs from base 1280 to 2245 and encodes 321 amino acids. The record is from RefSeq and is a predicted model, not a curated record. Gene Ontology annotation, biological process: negative regulation of inflammatory response.